GUAGCAAUAUACGCCGUUGCCAAUAGAGAUAACAAAAGAAAAAAGUGCAUAAGUCUGAAAAGGCCAGAUAUCGCAGUUACACAUUUUUGACGCUGCUUAUGUAAGCUUGGCUUCAAAUUUCCCUUAAAAUCAGAACAUAACUGUGGCUCUAUAACAACGACCUUCAAUAUAAAGUGACGUCAAUCACCCAAACGUUAUCUUAAAAGCUCAAAUAAAGAAAUAAAAAAUAGCUUCCCAGUCAGUCAGACAAUUUAAUUUACUCAAUCUCCAUAUCCCCCAGUUACGAAACUCCUCCACGACGCAAUGUGAAAAAGUGAUUUGGCAUUUGAACGCAAGCGAUCAGAUCAUCUCGCUCGCACCAACAGCCAAAAUAAAUUUAUUGCUCACACCGUUUGUUCAUUUAUUUUUGUGGAUUUAGAAGGUUACAAGUAAGAAAAAAGCAACGCAAAAAAUCAAAAUGAGUGAAAUAUAAAUAAAUAAAAUUCGUUAACACGAAUAACAAAAACCACAGUCAACACAACUCCAGUACGAAGUUCUACAACAACAACCUAAUUUUAGGUCGUAUUUAAUAAUUGCGUGCGGCUCGGACAAGCUUAAUCUGUGUUCGUCGUUGUUUCUGUUCGUUCUGCGUUUCUGUAAAAGUGCCCUGUUGUUGCAAUUAUCACUUCUUGAUCGUUCACAUCAACGCGAAAACGUUAAGCAAUUUCAGUACUCAAGCAUUUUGUUAUUUCAGCCAUCCUACAUAAUAGAUAGUACAUACAUACAUAUAUGUACGAAUAGUACAAACAUACAUACAUAAAGUAUGUAUAUAUAAACGGUGAAUAGGAAAUAUCACUUACCUAUAUAUAUGAUCGACAGAACUACGGGAUAAUACGUGUAUAAAUGUUCCAAUUAUAACGUUAAACGUUAUCAGGAGUUACAAAACAUCGGUCUUAGCUUAAGUUUUAUAUAUUAUUUCUUAAAAUGUUUUCAAUAUUUGGAUUUACUAUUACGAUUAUAUUGGGCAGCGCAAUAUGCCAGGCAUUUCCAAACAUACACAAACAAAUGUCUUUAGAGCAACUACGUUUAGUUUUUCACGUAGACACAUAUGCAGCUGUACCGAAUUACGAGGUGGUCCAGCUUUUGCACCAUACCCGACAUCGCGCUCGGCGCAGCAUCAAACCCACUUCCUUAACGGAGCUCACGCAUCAUGUUAAAAAGGAUUUAAGCAAAAAUGCGUAUUACAGUGAUUUUAAAAGCGAUCAGAGAAAUAACGAAGGCGUAACUAAUUUACUUACUGACAUCGACGUGAGCAAAAUAAAAACUCAUAAUGUUUCUUUUACCGCCUUCGGGCGACAUAUGAAUCUGACAUUGCGUGCUACGGAAGGAUUAUUUAAAGGUCCGCCACAUCAACUUCGUAUGUGGUCGGUAGACAAGGAUGCAAAUGCUACACACGGCUUGGACAUUACAGAAAUUUCGCAAACAGAUAACGAUACGCACGAAGUUGGAGGGGUUUUCCAGGAUCAUGAAAAUAUGGCAGCAAUUUUAAUGCGUCGUCAUAUAGAAUCAGGUGAACUAAUAAUGGAAGGAAGCAUUGGUCACGAUUUCGUCAUUAAGCCUCUGCUACAUAAUAUUAGCUCCAACAAUGAGGUGCUUCACCAUAUCGUUUACAAACGUGAAGUAGAUGAUUUAGCCAAUGAAAUGAGUGAUUUUGCCUACAUGGAACCCGACGAUGUGUUGACAAGCGGAAAAAUAGACCGGCUGCAGCAUCGUAAGAAACGUACUACAACCGAGCGUAAUCGCGACAAUUUCAAAACUUACGACAAUUUAAGCAAAAGUGCUGGGGCUGCAGUUGAUUCCGAUUCUCAAACAGCAGGUUUACAUAAUAGGGCCAGACGUCAAGCUCCUUAUAUUAUUUAUCCAGAAGUUCUGGUGAUUGUUGACUACGAUGGCUAUCGGUUGCAUGGUGGUGAUAAUUUGCAAGUCAAACGCUACUUCAUCUCGUUCUGGAAUGGCGUUGAUUUGCGUUAUCGUCUGCUAAAAGGACCCAAAAUACGAAUAAGUAUAGCCGGCAUCAUUAUAUCUCGCGGUCGCGAUGCCACGCCCUAUUUAGAACGCAAUCGUGUAGGUCGCGAUGCCAUUGACUCAGCUGCAGCGCUAACCGAUAUGGGUAAAUACUUGUUUCGUGAACGUCGUUUACCUGUGUACGAUAUCGCUGUGGCCAUUACUAAACUUGAUAUGUGCCGUCGCACUUCUGCAUAUGGUGAAUGUAAUCGCGGUACUGCAGGCUUUGCUUACGUCGGUGGCGCCUGCGUGGUAAAUAAGCGAUUGGAAAAGGUGAACAGUGUUGCAAUCAUUGAAGACACAGGCGGCUUUAGUGGCAUCAUUGUGGCAGCACACGAAGUAGGACAUUUACUCGGAGCUGUGCAUGAUGGAUCACCUCCACCAAGUUACCUAGGAGGGCCAGGUGCACAACGCUGCCGCUGGGAAGAUGGUUACAUUAUGUCAGACUUGCGUCACACAGAGCGUGGCUUCAGAUGGUCCCCGUGCACAGUGCAAAGUUUUCAUCAUUUUUUAAACGGUGACACUGCCACUUGUUUGCACAAUGCUCCUCAUGAGGACAGUGCAUUGGGACGCUCUUUGCCUGGAACUUUGCUGUCGCUGGACGCUCAAUGCAGACGUGAUCGAGGCACUUAUGCGUGUUUCAAGGACGAGCGUGUAUGCGCGCAACUUUUCUGUUUUGAUGCACAGACAGGGUAUUGUGUGGCAUAUCGGCCAGCUGCUGAGGGAUCAGCUUGUGGUAAUGGAUAUCAUUGCUUGGAUGGUCGCUGUGCGCCGCUUCCUUCGAACAUUAUACCAGACUACGGGCAAAACUAUCAUUUAUCCUACAAGAUAAGCAAUAAUCGCAAAGUUGAUGAUGCAUUGAAAAGUACGGAUGAUGUUGAAAGUAAUAGCGAGGAAACUGAAUCUAAUAAAGAUGACAAUGAAAAUAUGAGCAACAAUGAGGAAGACAUUGAAGAUCUUAAAAGUAAUGAGGAAUAUAAUGGUGAAGAUAGCGAAAAUAAGCUAGAACGAAACAUUACAGAAAUAGCGGCUAAUAGUGCUUCCGUUAGAAAUACAACUACAAUAGUACAUUCAAGAACAGCUCACGAUGACGUCAAGGCUUUUGAGUUUUUACGGAAGCUGUUACGACAGGCUCAUAACACUCACAACAUCAACACGCGGCUAAGCAAUGACGGCGUUGUAUUUAAAACAAACAGUACCAGGGGUAGCCAUGACAACAAAAUUCAGCAAGAAAAUACAAGUAUGUUCUACUACAGACAAACUACAAAAAUACCUGAGACAAUUUCUAAAACCACAGAACCUACCAAUAUAUAUUCAAGUAUAUAUAAGGAGGAUGUUCGAAAGCAAAUUGAAUACUAUAUACACUUUUUAAAGCAAUAUGAAGUAAAACACUUAAAUAAACCAUUGGUACCUCGUACGUUUGAUACAAAUUAUAGCGCAACAGUGAACAAGAACUAUGGAAUUAGUCACCAGAAUAAAAAUAGCAGCAAACAAGGACUCAACCUACUACAACAGCAAGGUAAAAUCGAUCUGGAUAAUGAAGCCAAUACCGGUAUUGAUAGCAAUGAAACAACUGAUCUGGAAAAAUUGGUUAACUGGAAGCUGUUUCGGUUCUAAUACAGAGCUGCCGCAGGAACAUUUGAUAAUUUGGUGUUAGCUAUGCCAUUAUAAUUUCAACAAUUCAAAAAAUGUAGAUAUAAAUUAUUGUUAUAAAUAUGCUUGAGAUUUUUAAGGUUAUGAUUAAAUAAAAUUGUACACAAAUCCAAAUACCAA
Messenger RNA from Scaptodrosophila lebanonensis, 3816 nucleotides. RefSeq names its product venom metalloproteinase 3. Lineage: Eukaryota; Metazoa; Arthropoda; Insecta; Diptera; Drosophilidae. Gene Ontology annotation, molecular function: metalloendopeptidase activity. The transcript is spliced from 15 exons. Gene Ontology annotation, biological process: proteolysis. The record is from RefSeq and is a predicted model, not a curated record. The coding region runs from base 964 to 3660 and encodes 898 amino acids.